Molecule: messenger RNA, 1887 nt
Organism: Clonostachys byssicola
Lineage: Eukaryota; Fungi; Ascomycota; Sordariomycetes; Hypocreales; Bionectriaceae
Source: the annotation of a GenBank genome assembly
AUGCGCUCUGCUGGGCUUUUACCUGUUGCCAUUGGCUUUGCGGGGUUCGCAACGGCCCAGUUCCCGCCCAAGCCUGAAGGCCAGAAGAUACUGCGGUCAAAGUUCCAUGAGAACGUGACCAUUACCUACAAAGAGCCCAACAUUUGCGAGCCCAGUUCCUCUGCACGCUCGUAUGCUGGCUAUGUCCAUCUCCCUCCAGGUUUCCUGGAUGAUGUUGAUGGAGAAAAGCAGGACUAUCCUAUAAAUAGUUUCUUCUGGUUCUUCGAGGCACGCAACUCUCCGCAGGAUGCACCCCUUGCCAUCUGGCUCAAUGGUGGCCCUGGAGCGAGUUCGAUGAUUGGUCUCUUGAGUGAAAACGGCCCGUGUAUCAUCAAUGCGGACUCUGAGACGACUCGGCCCAAUCCCUGGAGUUGGAACUACCAUGUGAACAUGCUGUACAUUGACCAGCCAAACCAGGUCGGCUUCUCCUACGACGAACCGACAAACGGAACCGCAGUCUACGACGACCAGCGCAUCUACCCAGGAGAGUUUCCCGAGGGCGCCCCUGAAGGCAACUACACCCACCGACUGGGCACCUUUCCGAGCCAGAAGCCGUCUCACACGACCAACAGCACCGCCCAGGCUGCCCACGCCCUCUGGCACUUUGCCCAGACCUGGUUCACUGAGUUUCCCCAUUACAAGCCUGUGGACGACAGGAUCAGCCUUUGGGCCGAGAGCUACGGCGGGCACUACGGUCCUGGAUUCGCACGGUUCUUCCAGGAGCAGAACGAGAAGAUUGAGGAUGGGACGAUUGAGGACGAGAAUGCGCAUUACCUCCAUCUUGACACGCUCGGUAUUGUCAAUGGCUUCAUGGAUUCCGUAAUCCAGUCCGAAUAUUACAUCGACUUUCCUUAUAACAAUACAUAUGACAUACAAGUCUUCAACCAAUCCCUCUACGACGAGCUCAAGAGAAACUGGACCACUCCCGGCGGCUGCAAAGACCAGCUCACAACCUGCCAGGACCGCCUCUCCGCCUUCGACGUCAACACCGUCAACCGCGGCCACGUCCAGCCCGCCGACGUGUGCGACAUCGCCCCCGAGUGCGACGACGCCGUUCCCCGGCUGUACGCCUCCCUCAACCACGGCUGGCUCGACAUCGCCAACCCGGCCGCCGAGCCGUUCCCCGACCCUUACUUCUACGGCUACGCCGCCCAGGAAUCCGUCCUCGCCGCCAUCGGCUCCCCCGUAAACUUCACCUUCGAGUCCUUCACCGUCGCUUCAAACUUCGCCAGCACCCGCGACGAGAUCCACGGCGGGUUCCUCGACGCCAUCGCAUACCUCCUCGACUCCGGGGUGAGUGUCCACAUGAUGUACGGCGACCGCGACUACGCCUGCAACUGGGUCGGCGGCGAGGCCGCCUCCCUCGCGGUGCCUUACUCACGUCAGGAGAAAUUCGGCGCCGCGACGUACGCCAACUUCUCCGUUGAGGGGGCCGGGGUGGGCGGCAUCACGCGCCAGCUGGGAAACUACUCCUUCACGCGGGUGUUUCAGGCCGGGCAUAUGGUCCCGUCGUACACCCCCCAGGCGGCGUACGAGAUCUUCAUGCGGGCGACGUUUGGGAGAGACAUUUCGACGGGGACGGUACCCGUCCACGAUGAUCUGACUAACGGGGGUGAGGCGGUUGAUAGGUGGGUUAGUAACGAGAAGCCGGCCGUGGCGGAGCCGCGGUGCUAUGUUCUUGCGCCGGCGACCUGCACUCCCGAGGUAUGGAAGAAGGUUAAGGAGGGCAAGGUUCUGGUCAAGGAUUUCUUUGUUGUUGAGAUUUAUGAUGAUGAACAUGUCGGCUAUGAUAGUUACGAAAAGGGGGGCGUAGUUGUGGAAGAUAUGGAGGGAAAUGAUGAGCUUUAG